Messenger RNA from Colletotrichum scovillei, 2043 nucleotides. RefSeq names its product major facilitator superfamily transporter. NCBI's taxonomy places the organism in Eukaryota, Fungi, Ascomycota, Sordariomycetes, Glomerellales, Glomerellaceae. Gene Ontology annotation, cellular component: membrane. The transcript has 3 exons. Gene Ontology annotation, biological process: transmembrane transport. Bases 116 to 1687 code for a protein of 523 amino acids. Gene Ontology annotation, molecular function: transmembrane transporter activity. The record is from RefSeq and is a predicted model, not a curated record.
GAUCCUCGUGCCAAUAAAUUAAGACGACCCAAGAACCUGGGACUCGGUACACCCACAAGUCCUCUUUAGUCUUUGACAAACUCCACCUACUCCGUACUGUGUAAGGCACUCCGCAAUGGCACCCACCGAAAUCCCGGCCUCCGACCCGGAGAAGCGGGUCCCCACGGACAUCGUCCCCGCCACCACCGGCCCCCUGGACGAAGACGCCAUCCCCUCAAAGCACCACAUCACCGACGAGACCGGCGCCCUCGCCGCCUCAGCCCUCGACUCCGCGCCCCUCGACCCCGCCGAGUCCCGCUCCAUCCUCGCCAAGCUCGACAGGCGCAUCCUCCCCUUCCUCUGCAUCACCUACGCCCUGCAGUUCAUCGACAAGACUUCUUUGGGGUACAGCUCCGUCUACGGCAUCAUCAAGGACAACAAGCUCGUCGGGCAGCAGUACAGCUGGGCCAGCUCCAUCUUCUACUUUGGGUAUCUUGUCGCGGAGUACCCCGGCGUCGCCGUCCUGCAGAGGUUCCCCGUCGCCAAGUUUCUGGGCGUGAAUAUCGUGCUCUGGGGUAUGAUUCUCAUGACGACCGCGGCGUGUAGCUCCUUUGCGGGGCUGGCGUCGGUUCGGUUCCUGCUAGGUGUCACGGAGGCGACCAUCUCGCCCGGCUUCGUGGCCGUCACGGGCAUGUGGUGGACGAGACAGGAGCAGGCCGGCCGCUCGGCGCUGUGGGUUUCGUUCCUGGGCGUUGGCAGCUUCGUCGGGACCUUGCUGGCGUACGGCAUCGGGCACAUCACGGGCUCGCUGUCGCCGUGGAAGUACAUCUUCCUGAUCCUCGGCGCCAUGACCGUCGUCUGGGGCGUCGUGUUUACGAUUUUCGUGCCGGACGGGCCUGCAAAGGUGACGUGGUUGACGGAGAGGGAGAAGAUCGUGGCCGUGCAGCGCGUGGCGGAGAACCAGACCGGUACGGGACGGAGCAGGACGUUUGUCAAGGCGCAGGUUAUUGAAGCGGCGAAGGACCCGGCGGUUAUUAUCUUGGGGCUGAUUUCGUUUGUGAAUGCGAUUGCGUCGGGAGGGUUGGCGUUUGGGUCGUUGAUUAUUCAGGGGCUUGGGUUCAGUCCGCUCAACACGACGCUUAUGAACCUGCCGCUUUCUACCGUGCAGGUUGUCACGCAGCUUGGGGCCGGGUUCUUGAGCAGCAAGAUUAAGAGUUCGAGGCUGCACGUCGCAACCGUCGCCAUGAUCCCACCGAUCAUCGGAACCUGCCUCAUCAACCAGCUCCACGCAGACAACAAAUGGGGCCGCCUCGUUGGCGUCUGGCUGCUGGGCUCCUACCCCGUCGGCUUCAUGGUCAUCCUCGGCCUGCUCUCGACCAACAUCGCCGGCAGCACGAAGCGCUCCGUCGCCUCGGGCUGGGUCUUUGUGUGCUACUGCGUCGGGCAGAUUGCCGGCCCGCAGUUCUUCAAGAGCACCGAGGCGCCCGCGUACCACAGCGGCAUCGUGGCCAUGCUGUGCGGGUUUAUUCUCAACCUAGUCCUGAACCAGAUCCUGCGUUUCAUAUAUGUGUUGGAGAAUAAGAAGCGCGAUCGGAUGCUGGAGGGUAAGUCUGAGGAGGAGGUCAAGGAAAUGCAGAGGGAGGGCGAGGUGCUUGGGUUCGAGGACGUGACGGAUAAAGCGAAUCCCAUGUUCCGAUAUGUUCUUUGAGCGAGGAUAAAUAUCGAGAUGCUCAUGACUGAGGGAGUCUAAUGUUCGGAUGGUUCGCGAGAAGUUGUUGGGUGCAGUGGAUGAACAUUUCGAAGCCGGAUUAAACAUAGUCUAAUGAUAACGUCUUAAUGUUUAAGUUCUAUCAGAGAAUUCCACUCGCAGAUCCUCUUCAGGUACCACUGCAUUCUCUAUCACUUCAACCAAGACUCCCAGGGUUCAGGAUCUUCCAAUCCGGAUGCCGGUAAUCCUCUCUCGACUCGUCAAACGGCCCAAUAUGAGGCUUCACCAACUCAAAAAGCACUCUAUACCCUCCACCCCCCAAAUGCAGCCCAUCCGGGACUAAAACUUCCAGCCCA